This is a messenger RNA of Patiria miniata (bat star), 3715 nucleotides long. It is a transcript of the gene cdk10, whose product is annotated as cyclin-dependent kinase 10-like. Gene Ontology annotation, biological process: regulation of mitotic cell cycle; protein phosphorylation. The coding region runs from base 194 to 1387 and encodes 397 amino acids. Gene Ontology annotation, cellular component: nucleus. The transcript is spliced from 12 exons. The record is from RefSeq and is a predicted model, not a curated record. NCBI's taxonomy places the organism in Eukaryota, Metazoa, Echinodermata, Asteroidea, Valvatida, Asterinidae. Gene Ontology annotation, molecular function: cyclin-dependent protein serine/threonine kinase activity; ATP binding.
CACACGUACAGUAUGUAUACACGUACAUGUGGACCGCACCGGCGACUCACAAGCUUGACUAAGUGCUAGUGCUGUUCGGAGCUAGCUGAGGACGGUAUCUGUCGUCAAAUGGAACCUCCGCCGUAGUAUAGUUGAAGUCAACAGUCGGCAAUGAAAUAUUAGUCUUCACAAGUGAAUUUCAACUACCAUCAACAUGCAGAAACCCAGUAAGACUUCCUCAGAGCAUGAUACAAGAGAGGCAGACCCUGAGAAGGAGAAAAGAGUAACUCUAAUAUCAAUUAAGACUGGACAGGCAAUGACAAUUCCUAACACAGACAGACUUGGUUUAUGCCGAAGUGUGUCUGAGUUUGAAAAGUUGAAUAGGAUUGGAGAAGGCACAUAUGGAAUUGUGUAUAGAGCAAGAGACACACGAUCAGAUGAAAUAGUAGCUCUGAAGAAGGUCCGAAUGGAAAAAGAGAAAGACGGCCUUCCCAUAAGUGGCCUACGUGAGAUAAAUUUGUUGAUCAACUUGCGUCAUAAAAAUGUGGUUGAGCUAAAGGAAGUUGUAGUUGGCAGCCACCUUGACAGCAUUUUUCUGGUAAUGAUGUACUGUGAGCAGGACCUAGCAAGCCUGUUGGACAACAUGCCAGCUCCAUUUACAGAAGCCCAAGUCAAAUGUAUAGCUCUACAAAUGAUGAAUGGUCUUCAAUUCCUGCAUGAUAAUUUUAUCAUCCACCGAGAUCUCAAGGUGUCAAAUUUGCUCCUGACGGACAAAGGUUGUCUUAAGAUUGCUGAUUUUGGUCUAGCAAGAACCUUUGGAAUACCAUUUCGACCUAUGACUCCAAGAGUUGUAACGUUGUGGUAUAGGGCACCAGAGGUACUGCUGGGAUCAAGUGUGCAGACAACAGCAAUUGAUAUGUGGGCUGCAGGAUGUAUACUUGGUGAACUGUUGGCAAAUCAACCCCUGUUGCCAGGGACCUCAGAAAUACAACAAAUUCAGUUAAUUAUAGACUUACUUGGAACUCCUAAUGACAGCAUCUGGCCUGGCUAUUCAAGUUUGCCAAUGCUUGAGAAGUAUACCUUGAAAAAGCAGCCAUACAAUAACCUUAAGCACAGGUUCUCAUGGCUUUCUCAGGCCGGGCUGCGUCUUCUGAACAACCUGUUCAUGUACAACUCAACCAAAAGGGCAACUGCACAAGAUUGUUUGGACCAUUCCUACUUUACAGAGCAACCAUUGCCAUGUGAUCCAAAACUGAUGCCAACCUUCCCACAUCACAGAAACAAAAGGAAGAAGUCUUCCAAUAUGCCUCCUGCAGAAACAACCAGUGUGACAUACAAAAGAGAAGAAUUUGGCCAGGCAUUUGGACCACAGAUCUCUACUGUAGCAAUAAAGAAACCCAAGAGAUGACUACUGUCAUCUCAAAAUGAAUGGAGCCAAUAUGGACGGUCCAGCCUCAAACCAUGUUAUAGUGGCAUAUUACUCGAUAGACUCCUCAGGCCAAUGUUAGCAGUACAUGUAGCUUGGUUGAUACUUCUGCUAAUGUUGAGCUUGGUUCAUGCCCUGCACUGCUGGAUGACAUCCAACCAACUGUCUAAUAUCUGGUUUGAUCUAAAAUAGUCUUGAAAAAACAUUGCCAAGGGAAGUCCCAUUAACGUGUGUUCUUGUUCAAAAUUAGUGAAACCAUUCAAUAAUGGAAUGAAAUUUGCUGAAAUACAUUAUAUUAAUAUUAGCAUAAGUCAAAAUCUUCUGCCAAUAUGUAUCAAAUUUGCACAAGGUUUCUACAAUGUUUUCUGUCAGUCAACUCAUGCAAACCAGAUGAAUCAGUGGUGCAACCAUGGCCAAACAACCUGAUGCAUUUAUUUCUUGUAAUAGCUCUUUUGGAAAGCCUUGACAUUCCCUGAAAAUAAAAGCUUUCCAAGUCCAGCCACGCCGUCAACAUUGAAUGUGUAACCACUUCAAAGACUGUAAACCACCCAGUCUCAGGAUUCUGGCCUAAAGGCAUUAGCAAUAUUACUUUAUAACAACAAAUGCACAACAUAAAAGUUGGUCAGGAAACCCCUUUUUGAAUAUUAGGCCAUUUAGGGGGUUUUACCAAGUAUUACCAUUGUACAGGUGAUCCAAUUGUAUUGAUAAUAAAUAAAUAAUUAUUGAUAACAAGUGGUCUUCUCAAAAUUAUAUAGGCUUUAUUCACGCGUCGGCCGCUUUAAUUGAAAGGCAGGUAAAAUCUUCAUUUUUGGAACUUGCGAAUAGAAAUGACAGCAGUGCUCAGAUGAAUAAUUUACAAUGUGUGCUUAAACAUACCCUAAUGUUUUAAGCCACAAUUAAAAAAAAAUGUUGAAAUUGAGGCUUGGAAUACAUAGUUGGCAUCAUCCAAUUCAACACUUUACAAUUUAUAAAAUACAUUCAGCAAACACGAUCAAAACUGGCUUGCUCAUGAAUCAGGUCUAUUGCAUUAAUAGGACUUGUCUUCACCACAUCACCAUAUCAAUACCACCAAAAGAAGGCUUCCAAAGCAAUCUGCAGUGCACAAGUAUUACUGGGAUGUUUUCUCAAUUGUUGAUGUCAUUCAGACUGAGUGCUUUCAUUCCAGACAGAUUUUGUUACAUGAAUUGAGUGACAAUGAAAGUACAAAGUGUCUACUCAUGCGUAUCCCAGAGGAACAAAGUUGUGUCCACAAAGAGCACACUGUAUGUAAGGCAUAUACCGUACAAUCCGCUUGCCAGACCGAUUCCUAUUUUCCAAGAACUGAUUUACAUUAGGCACUCAUUACAAACCUACUGUAAAUGCCACAGAAUGUGUAAACAUUCAUGUGAAUGUGUGAAUAAUGAGUGUAGCAUACCCAAGACCAUGUCUGAAUGUGCCAUGCCACUGGUUAUUAGUCAGAGGUCAUGUCAUAAUACAUUUGUCCAUUGUUUCCAAGACAAGUGAACCAAAGCAGACUUUCCAAGACUUUGAAAACAUUAUCUGCCUACUUUAUUGCUCAAUUCUAUUUUUGACAAUUGCUUUAGGCAAACACAAAUGUUCAAUAAAAGGGAUGGUGUUAACAUAUAGCCUACUGUAUUAUAUUAUAAAGAAAUGAUGCAAAAUCCUGUACAAAAUGUAUACAAAUUAAGCACUGCAUCAUGAAAAUACAUAUCAACAAGUAAUUCAGAAUACAUGUACAUACAUUUUUGGUUUGAAAUGUCGGAACAAUGUUAUAAUAAUCCAGUACUCAAGAAAAAUACUGGUUCUUUUUGUAACCCUAUCAGCUUUUUUACUGUUCACUUCUAUCAGAGUCUUCAAACUUUGCACAGACGUUGCAUUUGCUUUUACUACUAAUUUUUAAGCAUUUACUCUGAUCUGUAAGAAUAUAAUGAAGCAAGCACUUUUACAUUUGCUAAAAUAUGAAAGUAUUUACUUUUUAGCUUUUGCUAGACUAUAAGCGUCUAUUUUGUUGAAUUUAAAAAAAGUAAAUGCUUCAGAUUUCAAGUAUUAAUUAACUGGUAAGUUUUCAAGGCAAAUACUUCUGCGCAAAAAGGGAUGCAUUUAUCAUGUUAAUCGCAAAGAAUUAAAACAUACUUUAUGAAGUACAUAUAAUACCAUACACUUCAUUUCCAAUCACAUUUAUGACAAAUUUGUAUACAUUUUUUUAGUAUAAAUUUCAUUCCCAGAAGGAACAAUAAUUUUGCAUUUUAUUUACGAUGAUUUUAAUGCAGCACAGAAUGACUAAGGAGUUGUCCAAUGGCAUUCUUGGGA